Messenger RNA from Laetiporus sulphureus 93-53, 1611 nucleotides. RefSeq lists its product as uncharacterized. Gene Ontology annotation, cellular component: membrane. The coding region runs from base 1 to 1611 and encodes 536 amino acids. The record is from RefSeq and is a predicted model, not a curated record. The transcript has 7 exons. Gene Ontology annotation, biological process: transmembrane transport. NCBI's taxonomy places the organism in Eukaryota, Fungi, Basidiomycota, Agaricomycetes, Polyporales, Laetiporaceae.
AUGAGCAACACCAACAUUGGGCAUUGGUCUGCCGUGCUCGUCUUGGUGUUUUUCUUUAUUUCGAGUGAGGAUAAAAGGAGGCACUAUCUGCAUCUCAACUUUAUCACUGUUCCGUUCUUUUCUUUCCUCGUCCUGCUUGCUGCUGGAGCCAUUGACGGAAAGGUCGUGCAUGAUGGUAUUGUUGGUGCUAAUGGUGUCAAGCCGUUGGAUAUCAUGGCAUUGUUUAUCUCGCUGGCUUAUUUAUCUAUUUCACUGGAUGCAACGGGACUGUUACGAUUUCUGGCAUUUUGGGUCGUGCAAAAGGGCGGUUCCUCCGGACGCAGGCUAUUUACAGCUCUAUAUGUAUUUUUCCUCCUUUGUGGUGUCAUUGUUGGUAAUGAUCCAGUGAUCCUUUCUGGCACAGCGUUCCUAGCGUACCUCACUAGAGUAUCUGGCAUCACGAAUCCAACAGCCUGGAUAUUCUCUCAAUUUGCCGCGGCUAACAUGGCAUCAGUAGUGCUCGUCUCAUCCAACCCCACCAAUCUAGUCCUAUCGGGCGCAUUCUCCCUGUCUUUCACGACCUACACAGCACAUUGCAUUCUGCCCUUCCUCGGCGCUGCAGUUGUCGUGUAUCCCGUCCUUAUCCUGGGCCUCUUCCGUUCCGCCGAGCUUAUCCCCUCCUCGAUCGACCUCAACAUCACAGAGACUGAGGACAUCAGAGAGACGCUGAUCGACAGAACGGGCGCAAUAUUUGGUAGCAUUCUGCUUCUCAUCACGCUGGGCGUCCUGGUGGGCACGAGCACAAUCGGCAUCUCAGUGUGGGAAGUGACCGUGCCACCUGCAAUCAUAAUGCUCCUGCGGGACACGUAUCACGACUGGUCUCGAAGACCCCAUCCAAGCCAGGACGGCUAUCGCGCAAGCAUAUCCUCCGGGCUGCAGGAGGACCUGAACCAUGCCGUCCAGCCGAACAGGAUGUCGAACAAGCCUCAGAUAGAGCUGCAGGGCCUCCCUGCACGGCUCUCUUCUCGCCCCUCCUUGGAGACGCUUUCGCAGGCUGAGCCAGAAGCCCUGCUGCCGCUCGCCGAGCGUUACUGGGCACGAUUCUCAUUCACGUUUCCGACUGUGACAGCGAUCGCGAAGCGGCUACCAUUCCCUCUCCUCCCGUUCGCCUUCCUGAUGUUUAUACUCGUUCAGGGACUAUCAUCCCAGGGCUGGGUCGAGCUCUUCGCUCGGUGGUGGGCGGCAUGGGUCCACAGGACUGGGCUCUUGGGCGCCAUAGGCGGCAUGGGCUUCCUUGCGUGCAUGUUCUGCAACGUGUGCGGCACGAACAUAGGCGCGACCAUCCUGCUCGCACGCGUAAUACAACUCUGGGCAUCGAAUGACGGCCCGGUUGACGUGCGCACGAAGGAGGGCGCAAUAUAUGCGCUCGCUCUGGGUUCCAAUUAUGGCGCAUUUACGCUCACCUUUUCGGCCUCUUUGGCAGGCUUACUGUGGCAUCGCAUCCUUCAACAAAAAGGUAUUCAUGUCCGCCCGAGGCAGUUCCUAAUGCUGAAUCUGCCGAUUUCCAUCAUUGCCAUGACAUGUUCUGCUGCCAUUUUGUUAGCUCAGAUCUAUGUAAUUCAUGGACAGUAG